UUGAAGCGCAUUAUUCAUACACGCGCCACACAAACAGACGGACCUCGAUCGUUUUCUGCGUAAAAUUACUACGUACAACAGUGCAUAACAUAAUGCAUAUAAAACAAAAAUAUAUUUAGUAACCUAUGUUUAUGUUUUUUUAAUCGUGAAUUAUAUAAUAUAUCGUCAUAUUGCACGCGUUCGUCGUCCCGGACCGUCGUCAACACAACACAAUAUACAAGUCAACCAGAUAAUGUCGGGCACAGUUCGAGAGUCUCCAUCGGACUUUAGAAAUGGUGAUUUGAUAAGUCGUUUAUUAGCGGCCACACCACCAUAUCAGACCAAUUCUACGUUUGUGCCACCGGGAUUAUAUUUUAGCGAAAUGCUGAAAAGAUUCGUACAGGCAAAAUCUUGUGCACCCUUAUCCUUAAAUAAAAGAGGACGAAAACGGACGUGGAAGGAUAGCGGAAAGGCCGAACAACCGUCUGAAGCUAAGCAAAAGAAAAUGGAUUUCGUACCAAUACCGCCACCCGCACAAACGGAACCACAAUUCCCAUUAUGGUAUCCACCAUUUUAUCCACCUACUUACCCACCGGUGUAUUUUAAGACUCCAGAAGCGGAACCACUAAACUUACAAAUACGUUCGGAUCCCUUAAAGCAGGAUAGACAUUAUUCGGCGUUCCGUGUACCCGAACCGUCAAAAGUGGAAGAACACGAAAACAUCAACAAUAAACAAGGAACGAGUUAUUUGAUGGGAAACUUGACCAAAAUAUACAGACAAGUGGCGCCGGAGGAAGAAAAAAUUAUUGAUGUAGAGGGUGAUGGUCCUGAAACAGCGCAACCCGAAGGUGGCGAAAAAAAAAACUGUAAGGAUUUAACGGCUCUAAUUGGAUUAGAAUUAGUUGUAGAUUACGUCAAACACGGAAAUAAUAAAGAUGGGCAAAAUGAUCAAAAUAUGAAGUGUUGCCAAAAUGCAUAGUUCAAAUAAUCAAAUGUUAUAUUAACAGUAUUUAUCACCACUAUUUAAUCAAACGAAAACUGUUAUGUAACCUUCAGUCUUCACUCUUCAGUCAUGUGGUUUUAGCUCUAUUGUGUACCUACGUGGUACAUUAACGAUGUUAAAAAUGUAAUUUAGUUACUUUUUAUUAGUAUCAAAACUAUAUUAUAGAAUAAUAAUUAAUAGAUUAAUUAGAUAUAAAUACAUGAUGAUAGGUAUUUGAGUACAUAUAUUAUAUGUUAACUGAGAAAAACAAAUUUUGAUAUUUUGGUCCUCAUUAGUCAUUAUUUGUAAUAAAUUAAUAACAACAUUAUAUUAUACCUAUAAUUAAUAAUGAACAUCAUAAUAUGCAUUGUGUGUAUAGGCAUUAAUUAUUAAUGUUGAAUACAUUUGAGAAGAUAAAAGAUUAUCCAUAAUAUAUAUAAAUAUUCUAUGAAAUAUUACUAGGACAAACUAAUGUAAUUGCAUAAUUUUAUAAUUCAUUUUUUUUAUUUCAAAUAUUUCAAUACAUCCAUCUUCAGGAUUUUAGUAAUAAUUUGUACCUAGCAUGAAUUUUACUACUAUAUAAUAUAUAAAAUAAUAUUAUAGUUCAUCGUUCAUGCCGUUCAUGGAACACAGCUGCUAUUAUAAUGUAGGCAAAUAAAGUGAAAAUGACAUAAUAUAAUAAACAUUAUACAGUGUUUACCUGCAUACAAUAUUUUCGUUACCUACAUAGCUAAUAAUCACAGACUAUAUUAAUAAUCUUAAAAUAAUUAAAAUUUUGUAUAGGUAUACUUACAAUUAUCGAGUUCAGCUCAUAACUUAUUACCUUACACCGGACAUAUUAAUGAAUACCUAAUUAAAUAUUAAAUAAUAUAAGAAUCGCUGUCCGUUACAUAGUAUGAUUUUAUUGUAAGACGUUGUGAUACACAAUCAAUAAUUUAUUAAUAUAUUAUUAUAUAAUAAAUUAGUAAAUAUUGUAAAAGUUCGCAAUAAAUAUUUAAUUAUUGUUCGAACGCAUUAAAAUAGAUUUAGUAAACAAAUAUUUGAGGUGAUUAACUUCGGGUUGAAAAUAAAUGAUGUGGCAUUAUAUUAUAAUUUAUAAUAGGCCAUGAUAAAUAUUAAUUGUGAGCGUGAUUUUUUUUUUCUAACUGUCAUUUUAUGUAAUACAUACUUUUAACAACCACGAAAGCUGUUAAAUAAUUUUAUUUAAAUCUCAUAUUGUAAUUAUCUAGUCAUUUCGUUACCUAUUAUAUACAUUGUAUUAUUAUUAUUAUUUGGAAAUUUUUCAAAAACCUGCUUCAGUCGGUGUUAAACUAUUUUUACUACUAAAUUAAUUUAUGUAUAAUGAUUAUUGAAUAUUUAUUGUUGAAUUGUGUUUUAUUUAUUUAUAUUCUUAAAUUAUAAAUAAUAUUUAGUCAUUUUGAAAUCAAUUCAGUUUUUAAGUUUUUUUUUUUUGUUCCCAUUGUAUCCUAUUUGUGCAUCCUAGGUAUAUCCAAUUUACAUGUAACAUGAUAUUGUUAUACUUUAUCUUUGUUUUUCUCAGUUCUAUGUCACUACUAUCGCGAUCGGUGCUAACAAUAUAAUAUAGUAAAUCAGCUGCUGAUUCAUUAUACAAGUAUAAGGUGAUGCCUCUGGACACAGUUGAUAAUAAUUAAUUAGACACAUUCUAAUUGUGGGUAUCGAAAAUUCUUUAAACAAUAU
Molecule: messenger RNA, 2659 nt
Organism: Rhopalosiphum padi (bird cherry-oat aphid)
Lineage: Eukaryota; Metazoa; Arthropoda; Insecta; Hemiptera; Aphididae
Exons: 2
Coding region: 233-958 (241 amino acids)
Source: RefSeq, a predicted model, not a curated record